Hermetia illucens (black soldier fly) is the source of this 3012-nucleotide messenger RNA. It is a transcript of the gene Gpat4, whose product is annotated as glycerol-3-phosphate acyltransferase 3-like. The transcript has 7 exons. Bases 794 to 2494 code for a protein of 566 amino acids. Gene Ontology annotation, cellular component: endoplasmic reticulum. The record is from RefSeq and is a predicted model, not a curated record. Gene Ontology annotation, molecular function: glycerol-3-phosphate O-acyltransferase activity. Gene Ontology annotation, biological process: triglyceride biosynthetic process. NCBI's taxonomy places the organism in Eukaryota, Metazoa, Arthropoda, Insecta, Diptera, Stratiomyidae.
GCUGUCAUUUCGCAGGUUGAGAAGGACGGGGACGGCUCGUUGUGCGUUGUCUCGUCGAGGAAUUUUGGUGUUAUCCGGAUUUUCAUUGGCUUUACUGAGCCACCGUCAUCAGAACAGUGUAACGGUAGACAUAGUGCUCCCAACUAUACACGAAACGCGCAAGAAAAGCUCCAGACAAUAAGAUCUAAACCGUCUGGAAAACCAUCUAUGCACCUGCGGGUUCGCGUUCAAUGAGAAAUUCCCAUUCCCUUGCAAUUCCUACGACCCGCGACGUUGAAACGCAAUAAGAACGGCGACAACAGACAGAAAAGUUAAAACUCGGAUUGGCUGGAACGUGAACGCGGCGUGAAGGUGUUGCGCGAAAGGUGUCUGAUCGCUUGAGCGGGGCCAGUUGGCUCACCGCGGAAAGUUUUUCUCGUGUAACCGUUCGUGGUGUUACGUCGACAGAAUAUUGUGUGUCAAUCAAUUAUUGAAGGCGGUUGAACGGCGAGCAGACUCACGUGUCUACUCGCGGAUGGUCCGCGGGGCAUGACUGCUUGUUUGUACACAAGAAUCGUUUGUGUCUCGUACGGGCGACAGUGAAAAUUUACGGCUUUCCGUGUCCUGGCACGGUAUUGCGUUGCUGGCUAACAACUGACACCCCUGACAACCGGGUUCGCCGCGCACUACCCUCGGCAGCAAAGAAGUUAUUCCACGUCAAGGACGACGACUGGGAAACGCACUCCCACCCCGACCCAAUCCAACUGGAAUUGCGUGUGACUGCCUCGUACGCUUCCUUUGACUGGAACUCAUCAUGGCCAUCCUCACCUUAUUCUUGUGUUUCCUGUUCUCGGUCGUCAUGUUGGCCGGAAUAAACAAAUCGGUCGGCGUACGACGAGCCUACGUUAAACUCCUGUUGAAGAUUUUCGAGUAUGGUCGACAGAAUAUUGAAUCAGCUAAAAAACGUACACGUCCACAACAAGACGAUUCAGAUGAAGAUGAUGAUUCAAGCAAUUCACAAGAUGGACAGUCACAAAGUGAAUCAGGUGAAACCGAAUCACAAAAGAAGAAAUUAAUACCAAAUGGCAAUGGAUAUUUGCCAGAACAUCAUCAUUCCAAUGGAAAUACUUUAAUAUCUCGUGAUACGCUCAUCCUUCUGCCCAAUGGUGACACAAAAAAUAAAUCAGCUGCCAAAGAAAAUAAUGAAAAUAAAAAAGAAAAUUCAGAUGAUGAAACAAAGAAGGACGAAGAAAUCAGUUUCAAUCUAGCCAAAUGUCUAGAUUAUAUAAAAACUGGCGUCGAAGCGAUUAUUGAAGAUGAAGUCACAUCAAGAUUCGAGGCGGAAGAACUUAAGAAUUGGAACCUUCUAACACGGACAAAUCAAAAUUAUGAAUUCAUUUCCUGGCGACUUUCGGUCAUAUGGAUUUGUGGCUUUGUGAUACGUUACUUAAUUUUAAUGCCAAUUCGUGUGUUUAUAUGUUUCGUCGGUGUUUACACAUCCGUUGUUUCCAAUGCACUUGUUGCGUUGAUUCCAUUCCGUCGGAUUCGUAGGCCAUUAGCUGAGCUAGCCUACAUGAUGACUUUCCGGUUUCUAACCCGAUCACUAUCGGCCGUUAUUACUGUUCACAAUCCAGAAAAUAAGCCGAAAAAUUGUGGAUUUUGCGUAGCUAAUCAUACGACGCCUAUUGAUAUAGCGAUCCUAUCAACUGACUGUACAUUCUCGUUGGUAAUAUGGCUAACAAUUUGUACAGCCCUAGUUGGUUCUAUGCCUGAUGGAGAGAAAAAACGGCAAUGGGUUAAAGCCGUGAGUGGUCACUGUUUUAGCGUCUUAUCGAGUGCAAUUUCAGCCGUUAUCACGUAUCAUAAUAUGGAAAAUCGACCGAAGAAAGGGAUCUGCGUAGCAAAUCAUACUAGUCCAAUUGAUGUUCUAGUCCUCAUGUGUGACAAUACAUAUUCACUGAUCGGCCAAAGACAUGGAGGAUUCUUGGGGAUUCUCCAGCGUGCUCUGGGACGAGCAUCACCCCACAUUUGGUUCGAACGUGCUGAAGCCAAGGAUCGUCACGCUGUAGCGCAAAGAUUACGUCAACAUGUUUCCGAUCCAAAUAAUCCACCGAUUCUAAUUUUCCCAGAAGGAACAUGUAUUAACAAUACGUCUGUGAUGCAAUUCAAGAAAGGCAGCUUUGAAGUUGGAGGAGUGAUUUAUCCUGUAGCUAUAAAAUACGACCCGAGGUUCGGUGAUGCAUUCUGGAACAGCUCAAAAUAUUCAAUGAUGCAAUAUCUCUACAUGAUGAUGACCUCGUGGGCAAUUGUCUGUGAUGUAUGGUAUUUACCACCAAUGUAUCGUGGCGAGGAUGAAUCCGCUAUUGAUUUCGCAAAUCGGGUAAAAGCUGUUAUAGCAAAGCAGGGAGGGCUUGUCGAUCUUGAUUGGGAUGGCCAAUUGAAGCGAAUGAAGCCAAAGAAGGAAUGGAAGGAAAAACAACAAAUCGAGUUCACAAAAAGAUUAAAAGGAGAAUAAGUACUAGCCACUCAUAUAUACAUAUUUAUAAUACAAGUGUAUUGCAAAACAACAAUGAAAAUCAGCCAAUUCAAAAUUGACCCCGGCAAGCUUCCGGCUGAUGAAGAGCCCAUGAAAUCAAUUUAUCGUAAAACAUGUGUUAUCAUAGCAUAAAAAAAAUCAUAAUUUAGACUUAAAAUUUUCAGCCGACAUUUGUGAUUAGUUAGGAGACUUUUUGUAAAUACGUUUUUCCAGGCAAUAUUUGUUUUCCAAAUGUUUCUUUCUUUCUACUUAAUUGUAAGUGUGUAAGUUAAGUGAGCUCUUAAUGUUAAAUUUUAAUGAUAGUUUUCAGUUAAAGAGUACCAGAAGGAUGAGAAUGUGUAAAAAAUGUUUUCCAAGAAAUUUCCUAAACGUGCUCAGCUCAUUUCGCAUAUGGAACAACAUCCCUACAUAAACAAUGUUAAAAUAAUCUUAAUGCAUUUGUGUUCCAUUAAAGAAGCGAAGGAAAAACGAUCCUUUUUUCUAAGUCUAAUUUGUUA